Molecule: messenger RNA, 550 nt
Organism: Ostertagia ostertagi
Lineage: Eukaryota; Metazoa; Nematoda; Chromadorea; Rhabditida; Trichostrongylidae
Source: the annotation of a GenBank genome assembly
AGAUGUGCAAACUUGUGUGGUGGACUUCGCUUCCUACGCUUAUACAACAAAAGACAUCGAGUAUGGUUGGAAGGAGGAGAAACCGAUCCAGAUCAAGGAUGGCCUUCGCCAAUCGUUGCCUUCGUUUCUGCUCAGUAAUGUAAAAACUGGUAAUUGUACUUCUGUCACCACAACAGGCGCCUACUCAUGUCUUCGCACCAUAAUCGAGCUCAAAAGGGAGUUCAGCUACUACCUUUUACAGCUCUACAUUCCAUCUUUCAUGCUAGUAGCGGUGUCGUGGGUUUCAUUUUGGCUGGACAAAGAUUCUGUUCCUGCUCGAGUGACACUCGGAGUAACGACACUGCUCACGAUGACCACACAGGCGUCUGGUGUGAAUGCGAAUCUGCCACCAGUCAGCUACACAAAGGCAAUUGACAUAUGGAUAGGAGUAUGUCUGGCAUUUAUAUUCGGUGCGCUACUGGAGUUUGCGCUAGUGAAUUGGGCAGCUCGACAGGACUUCGUUGCGAGCAGUAGGGCUCGAUAUCGGCAAUCGCCGCUCUUUUUCAGGUGA